Messenger RNA from Drosophila miranda, 2063 nucleotides. RefSeq names its product pickpocket protein 19 (gene ppk3). Bases 22 to 1623 code for a protein of 533 amino acids. Gene Ontology annotation, cellular component: membrane. The record is from RefSeq and is a predicted model, not a curated record. Gene Ontology annotation, molecular function: ligand-gated sodium channel activity. The transcript has 6 exons. Lineage: Eukaryota; Metazoa; Arthropoda; Insecta; Diptera; Drosophilidae. Gene Ontology annotation, biological process: sodium ion transmembrane transport.
AUAAAAGCCCGCACGCACAGCAUGUCCUAUCAUUUGGUCAGCAUGGACAGCCGACAGUGGUGGUUCUGGUGGAGGCGGAUCCCUGCUUGGAUGUGGAAGAAACUGAUAGCCGUGCUACCAACAGUUCUAGCUGGCCUUAAAAGCUACUCGAGCCGACUCAGAGAGAUGGCUGAAAUAGCAGGAGCCGAAGCGGGCGUGUUGGCCAUCAGUUUAAUAGUUAACAGACAGCUCCACACCUUGGAGAGGUCCAUCUGGCUGGUAGUUGUCCUGAGCAGUAUCUACGCCGCUAUUAUGCUCAGCGGCCUGCAGUACGAGCGGUACCUCAACUCCCCCACAGUCAUUUCGGUGGAUCGAGACUACCGUGGCUGGAAUGGAUCGUUGCCGGCAGUCACCCUGUGCUACUACGAUCACAUAGACUCCUUUAAGGCGAACGAGUACAUUCAGGAUGUGUGGAACGUGUCCAUUAUUGAUGAGGACUACUUCUACUUUAUGGACUUCCUGUAUGCGGUGGUCAAUGCCACUGCCAGCAACUACGCGGAGCUGGCCAAGUUUGCGGAGGACGAGCGCUUUGACCAGGUGGAUCUGUACGAACUGAUACAGCGGGUGGAUCGGCCCUUUGAGCAGGUCAUUAGCAGCUUCGAUGCCAAUUUCAAGGUCCAUGUCCAGAUGGUGAUGACAGAGCGUGGCUCCUGCUAUGCCAUCAACUCGCCGAUGUCUUCGGUGCUAAGUGGAAAACCCAUCGUCUAUGAGGAGAUGGAACAGCCGCUCUCCUGUCAGUACGGCAAGCAGCAGUGCUACAUUCGCAUGGACCUAUACGAGAGCACGGGCGUGCUGGACGUGCACUCGCCGUAUGAGGUAUCCGCAACAGAGGCGAACAUUGUGGCGCUGCACAAAUCCGAUGAGAUAACUGCCUCGUUCAAGGUGCUCGAGACGGUGGCCUCGAAAAACCUCUACGAACUGAGCGUGGCACAGCGCAAAUGCGUGUUUAACAACGAGGAGACAUCCAAUCUGAAGAUUUAUAGCAAAUCCCUUUGCCUGGCUCGCUGUCGGGCUGUGAUGGCACUGGAGAUGUGCAAUUGUGUACCCUUCUUCUAUCAGUUUGUGGAGGGACCUGGCUGCAAUCCGGCGGGAUUCGAGUGCCUGCUGGACUUCAAGUGGCCCAUCUGGGCCCUGCACAUAUGCAAGUGCCCGUCGACGUGCACGGAGAUCGAGUACACAAUGCAGACGGUGAAAAAGAGCUCGUGGGGCGUGAAGAAUAACGACGAGGUGGCGAGCAGUGAGACGGCUACCUCCAGCUUCCGAUGGGACCUUAUUCCGCCCAAGGUGCGCAUGCGUCGUGAUGUUGUCUACAGCUUUGAGGAUCUCAUUGUGUCCUUUGGCGGGGCAUUGGCCUUCUUCGUGGGUGUCAGUGUGCUGGGUCUGGUGGAGAUGGGCCAUGUGCUUUUCCACAACAUGCUCCUAGAUAUUUCCACUCUAAUUCGCUGGGUCUACACUCAGGCCAGACGACACAGAGUCAUCCACAGAGAGGUUGCGGAGGCGUCUACAUCUAGGCACCGUCAUAGCCAGCAGCGUCUCUCGUUGGCCGACACAGCGGAACUGCCGCCGUUCGACUAUGUGAAUUGAUAAGCGACAAUUAGCUUGCCAUCCAAAUGCGGUCAAAAGUUUAAUGUUACCCGCCAUUUGCGCCGGUAGGAGGGUGUACAGGGCUGGGCUGGUUUUGGGGCCAUAUGCUGGGGGUAGAAAACGAUGUCGCCGGCAUAGACGUUGCCCAGUUGCCGCUCAGUCUUCGACGCGAACAGUUGUAUGUGGUCUCUAUCCAUCCCAGUUGUGAGCUCUCUCUUGGUGCCGUGAUUAACAGACAGAUUUAAGGUUUCUCCCUGAAUGAAAGAAUGACGGUGUGAUCAAGUACCGUACCCACCGAGAGAUAUGCAAAUACAUUGUUCCUGACAUAAGAUAAGAUAACUGCUGCCAUUCCAUCCUCGAGCGAGCGAGUCAGACGAGGUAGGAUUAGUGAACGCUGGAUACAACAGACAAACCAAAUAUAGAGAUACAAAGAGUCGAAA